Girardinichthys multiradiatus is the source of this 2369-nucleotide messenger RNA. Its product is annotated as CD209 antigen-like protein E. The transcript is spliced from 6 exons. The record is from RefSeq and is a predicted model, not a curated record. Lineage: Eukaryota; Metazoa; Chordata; Actinopteri; Cyprinodontiformes; Goodeidae. The coding region runs from base 265 to 1092 and encodes 275 amino acids.
AGAGGGGAAAAAAAUCAUAUUUCACACUUUAUCCUUAGCAGGAUACAGUUUGAGAUUGCAAAAAACCUCAGCACAAAGAAGCAACAAGUUGACAAAACAACAUCAUGCGGGUUAUAUGUAUCUUUUUCGCUUGAGUUGAUUCGCCUCCUUUCUUACAACUUCUAAUUUUGUAUUUCCUCAAUUUUUAAGAAGGUAUGCAUCAGUGGUGGGAGGACAAGUUCACUUCUAACUGUUGAUGCAGUCAGGACAAUAUACGCACCAGGGAUGAGUGACUAUGUUAAUGAGCAGCCAAGGCAUACAGAUAGACUGAAUGGGGAAACAAAUUUAUCAGAGAGAAGAUUCUAUUUUUUGCUUUUCCUCACCAUCGGAGUGCUAUGUAUCAUACAAGCCACUCUGAAUUUGUCGCUACGUCUUACAUUAUACUCAAGCAAGAUUGCAGUCACCUCAAUUUGCAACACAACCGACUUUGGUGGCGAAAACCCCAAGAAGGAGGAAGAAACAGACUUUGAGCAAAUGAAGCCUGGUCAGUGCAAAAUGUUCCUGGAAAGCAUCCGUGCCUUGAAAAGAGACAGACUCCUGCUUGAAAACAUGAACAGUAAACUCCUGGAACAAAUAAAGCUUGUGGAGCAGGAGAGAGACAGACUGACAAUGAAACUGACAGAGUUGAAUGGCUCCGUCUCACCUCAGCUGUGUCUUCCUGGGUGGAGGGAGAUAAACUUCAGGUGUUACUUCCUCUCCACAGAGAUUAAUACAUGGGAGGACAGCCGAAAACACUGCCAGAGUCAGGGUGCUGACCUGGUGGUUAUUAACAGCAUACAGGAACAGAUUGCCAUAUAUCAUCUGAAUGGGAGUAAGCCUCUCCAGUUCUGGAUUGGACUGCAUGGCAGAGAUGAGACGUUUCAGUGGGUGGAUGGAUCAGGACUGGAAAAAUCAUUUUGGCUGAGCGGGCAGCCUGACCUUGAUGGUGCUAACAGAAAAGACGACUGCGUAGAGAUGAAUAAUGGAAGGCCAGAACUUUCCUGCUGGAAUGAUGCCCCUUGUGGACACAAGCUGCACUGGUUGUGUGAAAAGGAUCUGUUUACCAGACAGUAGUGUUUUCUGCUCAGGAAAAUACAUCUGCUACAUAAACUUAAAAUUAAAACACCAAAUGUGCUUUCACAAUGUGUCAAAGAUAUUUAAAACUGUAAAACAUGUAUUUUUCAGCAUUUAUGGCAAAUGUUAAAAUGAUAAUUAAAAACAAAUCUUUAGCAAUACUCCUUAAGCUAAUGUGGUUCGGAUAGAUGCCAUUUAUUUAAACAGAAGACAUAAUGUGGAUACGGUCAGCCCUUACUUCAACUUCUUUUAUCACAUGAUGCAGUAAUCAUUAAAGUGACAAGUGUUAUGGAAAAUAGAUGUAAACAUACAGUCUGGCACAACAUGUACAGUCAUUAAUAAUCUUCUUGAGAGUGUUUGUUUAAACACAAUGUUUAAUGCUUCUGGAAAACAAUUUCAAGUAUGUUGUCUUGUUGACAAGUACUGGCAGAGUGGAUUGGGAUUUGAAGACAUGGGUCGAGUCUUGAUAAUCAAAGCAUUGCUCAAUUCUGCCGUGGUAAAGAAUGAUCUGAGCCAAGAGGCAAGCCUCUCGAUUUGAGUGGUCCAUCUAUGUUCCUACCACCACCUACUGUCUUGAAAUGCAAAAUACAAGCGGUGGAGAUGAGGUUCCUCUCAGACUCUCGCUGACGUAUUGAGGAGCUUCAUCAUUUGAAGGGAAAAGAAAAGCUGUUGCUCCUCGGUAUCAAAAGGAGUCAGCUGAUUUGAUUUGGACAUCUGGUCAGGAUGGCUCCUGGGAAAUCUGUCCUUGGAGGUUAUCCAGAGAAAUCACACUACGAGGAGACCCAGGUCAGAUUGAGAAUUUGCAGGAGAAACUGUAAAUCCUUUCUAGCCUGACGUCUUUCCCCUAUGGGACAGCGUGACCCAAAUUUUGGAUAGGUAGAAGACAAUGGAUGGACGGAUGGAUGGACCUUUCUGGAAAAUGUUUCUGUUUUACCGUAGUUGUAUAAUUCACUCAGCUCUGGUCAAAUUUCAGUUACCACCCCGACCAUGCAAGCAUAUUCAUUAAAUGUUGUACAACAUUAACCUUUUAACCCAAAACUGUAAUUGUGGUACUAUUGACAUAAACUAUCAAAUACAUUUUUUAACUCCUUGUAUAUGUGCCAUUUAGAUUUUGCAUUUUUUUUUUUUUUUUGCAGAAAUUAAUUUAGGACGAACAAAUCACUAAGCAAAGUAAAUGACAAUAAAAAUGAAAUUCUGUUAAAUUGUAGUCAGUUUUUGAUUUGCUCUUAAAUUAUAUAGCCUUGAUCUAAGUAGUUUAAAUUUGAAAGGGCCCACUA